Molecule: messenger RNA, 1596 nt
Organism: Drosophila rhopaloa
Lineage: Eukaryota; Metazoa; Arthropoda; Insecta; Diptera; Drosophilidae
Gene: shams
Product: glucoside xylosyltransferase 2
Exons: 4
Coding region: 259-1353 (364 amino acids)
Biological process (GO): protein O-linked glycosylation via N-acetylgalactosamine
Molecular function (GO): UDP-xylosyltransferase activity
Source: RefSeq, a predicted model, not a curated record
UCUUGACGCAAACAAAAAUAUUUAUGGCUGUUUAUAAAUGCGCUAGGUGCAUAGAGUUUUUGCCCAUUUCUUUAAAUAUUGUGCAUUUAAUAUGAUUUUAUUUAGUCAAAUUAAGCAGUACCAAUUCCUUUAUUGGUUAAACUUAAGGGAUGUGUAAAUAAUUGCUGUGUUGAUGCGGAAAAUUAUGGCAUCUUUGACUACCAACACAGAAAACAUAAACAUUUUGCGGCUUAAACGUUGCUUGCGCAAAAUCUUAAAAUGCAACAUCUGCACAUGUGUCUGCUGUGCUUAAUUGCAUUAGCAAUACUUUCCUAUUUCGUUCAUCAAAAACCUUCGUGGGUCACUGAUUAUAAAGGAAAGGUAGUCAGCACUAAUGAAGCACAACCUUGGAGAUCCCGAAGCCCCCUUUAUAUCGUGGUGGUAUGCUGCGGCCAAAGAGUCCAGGAGACUCUUGUUAUGAUCAAAUCAGCUAUUUUAUUUAACUACGACGAGGAGUAUCUAAAAUUUGUAAUUUUUACUGAAGAUGGAAAAGGUGAGGAGUUCAAGGAAAAGUUGACAGACUGGCGUGACAUCAAGCCAUUCACAUUCGACUUUGAGAUUUUGCCAUUAAAGUUUCCUAGUGGCAAUGAAGUCGAAUGGAAAAAUCUAUUUAAGCCAUGUGCAGCUCAACGUUUGUUUUUGCCGUCGUUGUUAACGAAUGUGGACUCCUUGUUGUAUGUCGACACGGAUAUAUUGUUUCUAUCACCAAUCUCCGACAUCUGGCGAUUCUUCAAAAAGUUCAAUGAGACUCAAAUGUCCGCAUUGACGCCGGAACAUGAGAACGAAAAUAUCGGAUGGUACAAUAGAUUUGCAAGACAUCCAUUCUACGGUCGACUUGGAGUCAACUCCGGCGUUAUGCUAAUGAAUCUCACACGGAUGAGAGAAAUGAAAUGGGAACAACAUAUCUUGUCUAUUCAUAAGGAGUACAAGCUACGUAUUAUUUGGGGGGAUCAAGACAUAAUUAAUAUACUAUUUUAUUAUCAUCCUGAUAAGCUGUACAUCAUGCCAUGCGAAUACAACUACCGUCCAGAUCACUGCAUGUAUAUGAGCAUUUGCAACAUGACUCACGCUGGCGUUAAAGUUAUCCACGGAAAUCGCGGGUACUUCCACUCAGAUAGGCAACCGCUCUUUAAGUCUAUUUACGAGGCUAUGGAGAAUUAUCAAUUGGGGUCUAAUGCCAACACCGAUUUUUUGGUGCCAUUGCAUGCAGCACUCAGUAUACCAUCCGUCAAUGACUCAAGCUGUGGAAAGAUAUCAAAUGAUGUGUUAAAAGUGGCGAAUACAGUUAUAGGUAAUAGGUACAGGGACGUUUAGCGCUUAAACAUACUUAUAAUGUAAUAUAGUAUUUUAGUGUAUUAUUAGAAAUUGUAGAAAUAGCAUUUAUAUCGAAAUAUAGAUAAGUAAUAAUUUAAAAUACUUUCGAAUGUUUUAUAUAUACGCAGUGUAAACGUAUGUCUUACAAACAACUUAACUCGAAUAUCAAAUUUCAGUACGAUCCUUACCUCUUAAAAUUCGUAAGUAAUUGACCAAAGCGGUCAAGUUUACAAUAAACAGAAC